This is a messenger RNA of Aspergillus heteromorphus CBS 117.55, 757 nucleotides long. Its product is annotated as putative vacuolar transporter chaperon Vtc1. The transcript has 2 exons. The record is from RefSeq and is a predicted model, not a curated record. Bases 307 to 675 code for a protein of 122 amino acids. Gene Ontology annotation, cellular component: fungal-type vacuole membrane; vacuolar transporter chaperone complex. Lineage: Eukaryota; Fungi; Ascomycota; Eurotiomycetes; Eurotiales; Aspergillaceae.
CUCCCGCGCUUGAACGACCUCACUUAUCACCAGCUGCUGCUGCUCCUUUCUCAGCCCCCAAUUGACCCCGUGCAGAUUCUGCUUCUUCCCAGCUCUCUGCUCGACCGCGCUCUCUGCAAUCCUUCCAACAGUAUACGCACAUUGGCUGCAUUAUAGCUGGGCUCAGCUCUUAUCUUCGUUCCUUCACGCAUUCCUUCGCGAAUCGUCUUAUCUCUCCUCUCCUCUCCUCUCCUCUCUCCGAAGAAGAAGAAUCCCCUGCUCUCUUCUCAUCUCCUCUUCGACUCUCCACCAAAAACAAAACACAAGAUGUCCAGCCAACCUCUCCUCCAAACUGCCCCAGGCAAACGCAUCGCCCUCCCCACCCGCGUCGAACCAAAAGUCUUCUUCGCCAACGAACGCACCUUCCUCUCGUGGCUCAACUUCACCGUCAUCCUGGGCGGUCUGGCCGUCGGCCUGCUGAACUUCGGCGACCGCGUCGGCCGCAUCUCCGCCGGUCUGUUCACCCUCAUCGCCAUGGCCGCCAUGAUCUAUGCUCUUGUGACCUUCCACUGGCGCGCCCAGAGUAUUCGUAAGCGCGGCCAGAGUGGUAUUGAUGAUCGCUUUGGGCCGACGAUUUUGGCUCUGGCGCUGUUGGCUGCUGUUGUGGUUAAUUUUGUGUUGAGGAUGGUGGAGUGAUAUUCUUCCUUUGUUUGUUUUUUGGGGGUUUUUAUUUUUUUUUUUUGUUAUAUUUCUCUUUGGGGGUUGGGUUUGUUUUGUU